CCGGGUCAGACGGUUAUUUCCGGAAAAGGUAGCUGCGCAUCUUCGGAGGAAUAUGGAGGUGUUUGUAUACGACGCGUUUCUUCGGUCGCACAGUUUAAAUGUCCCGUUUGACGCCACAGUCAGGGAUCUGAUACGGGUAUUCUCAGGCGAACAGGGAGUCCCAUCCUCCUGCGACCUGUACGUGAAGACCAACGGCCGCCUGUGUGGACGCGAUGAUCGGCUGCAGAGAGGAACGUUGUACCGCCUGGAGCCUCGGCUCUGUGGUGGCAAAGGAGGUUUCGGGUCCAUGCUCAGAGCUCUCGGGGCUCAAAUCGAGAAGACCACAAACCGGGAGGCAUGCAGAGACCUGAGCGGAAGACGUCUCCGCGAUGUCAACCAUGAGAAAGAGAUGGCAGACUGGCUGAAGAAACAGGUGGAUCGUGAGGCUGAAAGGGAGCAACGGCGCCUGGAGAAACUGCAGCGGAAGCUGGCGGAGCCCAAGCAUCUUUUCACUGACACAGACUACGAGCAGCAGUGCCACGAGCUGGCAGAACGCCUGGAGGACUCCGUCCUGAAAGGUAUGCAGGCAUCAUGCAGCGGAGACAUCAAAGCAGAUGAAGAACCCAGCAGGAAAAGACCAUCAGCAAGUAAAGAGCAGGUCACUAAGAAAAGGAAACUGCUUUGGACUGGUUUGGAUGAGCUGGAGGACAUGUCAAGCUCAGAGGAUGACAGCGAUGCUAGUGUGGCCUCUGCAGAGGAGGGUCCAGCAGCCCAGAAAACAAGCACCAUAGGCCAGAACAAGAAACCAACUGCGAGCAGCACCAGCUCUGGGUCUCUGUCUAACUCCCCCCAGAUCACUCAGAAAGAACCAACCAAGGAGGAACCAGAACCUUCUGUCACUACAGAGAUCCUCGAGGCACAGUCAGAACCUGACAGUUCAAAUGUCGGUACCCAGGAGGAGACUGGCAUAAAAGCUGCAACUACAAACCCAGAUAGUGCCUGCUCUUCUCAACCUCAGAAAGCACCAUUGCAGCCAAGUCAUGACUCCCCCUUGGACCUGGAGGCAUUCAACAGCUCAACAGAGCUCGAGGCCCUGGGACUGGAGAAAUUGAAGGCUGAGCUCACGAGGCUUGGGAUGAAAUGCGGGGGCACCCUGCAGGAACGGGCCGCCAGACUGUUCUCCGUCAGAGGACUUUCCAGGGAGGAGAUCGAUCCCAGCCUCCUAGCCAAGCCCAUGAAGGGCAAAAAGAAAUAGAUCUAAAAACUAAAUACAGUUUUUCUUUUUUUAAAAAAUAAAGCCCAAUAAAGUUCCAUUGCAGCAUUAUUACAGAAAGGGUGUGUUAUAACUUAGCUAAUGUCUAGGAAAUGUAGAUCUUUAUAUGACCCCUCUUUAGUUUUUGGUCGAAGGUGUGUAUAUUCUUUUCCUAUAUCUUGCAUGCUUUGGUACAGUGACGUCAUAUGAACAUGUGAUGUACGCAACUGCCUAAGCCAGUAUUGAUACAUUGUGCUUGAAAUUUCUUCUAAAAUGUAGUUUUUCUGCAAUUCAUUAGUAAAAAUUUUUUUUACAAGCUGGAUUCUGUAUU
Messenger RNA from Scleropages formosus (Asian bonytongue), 1562 nucleotides. It is a transcript of the gene sde2, whose product is annotated as SDE2 telomere maintenance homolog (S. pombe). Gene Ontology annotation, cellular component: nucleus. The record is from RefSeq and is a predicted model, not a curated record. NCBI's taxonomy places the organism in Eukaryota, Metazoa, Chordata, Actinopteri, Osteoglossiformes, Osteoglossidae. The transcript is spliced from 7 exons. The coding region runs from base 53 to 1234 and encodes 393 amino acids.